UACAUUGAAUAAGUAGCAGUUCUCUGAUAUUUAAGUGUUAAUUCUUGAAAUAUAAAAAUUAUAUUUUCAACAGUUUGCAAUAUUUGACUUCGUGGUAGAUCUAAUACGUUUUCUGCAUUAUCUGUACGUAUAUAUAUUCCACUGUAUUGUACAAUGGACUGCCUGGAUGACUCAGCCGCGUCAAAUAAAAAUCCCAAAUUUGUUGAAAAAUCAUGUCAUGUACCUGAAUUAGGAUUCUUCAUUAGUGCUCUGAGAACAAAAUUAAAGGAUUAUUUCGAAGAAGUCACAGUUCAAUGCGUGGACUGCCCCGAUCUGACUCAACCGCCUUAUCGUUUCGUUGCACCAGGAUUAUGCGGCAAUACGGGACAGUUGAUUACCGGUAAAUUUGCAACUAUGUAUCCUUUGCCGCAAAGCGAGAAAAUAUACAAUUUCAAAAAGAUCUUAAGAAAAAUAAAACGCAAUAAGAAUACUUUUCUUCUUGGAUCAAGUCUGUGCUUCUCAAUGGCACCACAGGAAGUUAUGUGCACGGUCUUCAUAAACUUGUUAUUCUCGCCAAAAGACGAAGAGAUAAAUGUAACGAAUGAAAGUCGCGGCGCAUUUGUGUUUCUGGAAAAGGAUGACUCGACUUGGUUCCGUGAGCGUCGAAGUAUAAACGAUGUCAUAGGUUAUAAAUCAAGAAGUGAUAAUCGCACACGUGAUGAAAGAAAAACUCGGGAAAAGCUGUCUUUAGUAUAUGCUUUGGAUCCCAUAUACGAACAAAAUUAUACAUUUUCGUCAUGUAUUAUAAACAAUCCUGAUCCUGAAUGCGUUAUGUGUGGCAUGUGCUUUAUUAGCGAAGGCCAACCAGGGCAAGUUCUAAAAAUCCACGUCAAAAAAUGCAUCAAUAAACUCGGUUUCACAGCAGCGUUACACCAAUCACUUAGAGAAAUAAAAGGACUCAUAAAUUCUCCUCUCGGAUUGGGUGGCACGUUUGUGAUGUCGGGCGGAAAUGUUACAACUGCAAUAAUGCCAAAAUUUCCGCCUAAUCCAUUAGAUAAUGUAGAGAUCAUUGAAGCAAACUUUUAUCGGAAGAAUGUAGCCACGGAGUCUUUAGUAGUUGCUGGUGCAGUAACUAGCGAAUACAAUCCAUAUCUUACUUUCUGCACUUUCAAUCAAUAUGAGGCAUGCGGGAUGUUUGACGAGAAGAAUAGCAAGGAUGUGACAGAAUAUUUGGGAUAUUUUUCUCUGAUAGAAAACAUCUAUGAGUUUUGGCACGAACCGACUGAUCAAUUUAUACUAGAAAAUAUUGAUGUAAAUUUACAAGCUCGUUGUCCUGACAUGUGACAUUCUUACAUACUCGCAAACUUUGCAUAUUUUAAUUAUUAUCUUUAAAUAAUUUGCUUUAUAUUUUUUUGUAUUUUUUUUUAUUUUGCAAUUAUUAUAUGUAUCUUUUACUCUCAACAAUAAAACAAUAUUUUUGACUUUAUACAUUAAUUGAUAUUGGUAGCUUUUGAUCUCUUAAUAUUUGUCAAAAUUAUUAUAC
Molecule: messenger RNA, 1522 nt
Organism: Linepithema humile (Argentine ant)
Lineage: Eukaryota; Metazoa; Arthropoda; Insecta; Hymenoptera; Formicidae
Product: ester hydrolase C11orf54 homolog
Cellular component (GO): nucleus
Molecular function (GO): zinc ion binding; hydrolase activity, acting on ester bonds
Source: RefSeq, a predicted model, not a curated record